Molecule: messenger RNA, 4910 nt
Organism: Seriola dumerili (greater amberjack)
Lineage: Eukaryota; Metazoa; Chordata; Actinopteri; Carangiformes; Carangidae
Gene: gtf3c2
Product: general transcription factor IIIC subunit 2
Exons: 20
Coding region: 354-3248 (964 amino acids)
Biological process (GO): transcription by RNA polymerase III
Cellular component (GO): transcription factor TFIIIC complex
Molecular function (GO): protein binding
Source: RefSeq, a predicted model, not a curated record
UCUGACCUGAUGUAAGCAGAAUGUGAAUUUCAGUAACCUGAAACACUGGAAACAGCGCAGGUGAUGUUUACAGUUUGCCAUCCGUGAAAGAAUAACGACUGGAUGUAAAUGUCCGUUAUGUCUGCACGGCUCCGGUGAUCUUCUACGUUGUCGUUCCCGGUAGCAGAGUUUGGGAUUCGAUACCGAGUGACCGGAGUCUAGCUUCCCGGGCUCGGUUCAAGGCUUUUCAGCCUUCGCCACCGGGGAGGAAGCUUCGACUAGACGCAGGCUGCAAAGCCAGCGUGAGAAGAAACCUGCUCUACACAUGAGGAGGCAUCUGACCAGACAGACAUAACACAAGACACCCAGAGCCUAUGGAUCCCAUUGACUCUGAACAAGGGCAAGAAAAGCCAUCAGAGAAGAAUUGGGAUUUAAUGCCCAGCUCAAAAGGACGACAACGGAAGAAAAAUCCCAAAUAUUCUGAUUAUGAAACUGAUGCCACAGUUACUGUGCAAAAAACACCUAAAAAGAGCAGAAGGGGAGCAAAGAAAGCCUCUGAAACGACUCCGGCAAAGAUUGAAGAAGCUAAAAAUGCAACACAACAGGCUGCUGAUGGAGAAGAAAAAGCCACGAACAAAACACCUCAAGAGUCUAAUGGAAAAACCUCAGAGGAAACUCCUAAAAAGGCAGUGAGAGCCAAGAAGACCCCAUCAAAAAAGACUCCCGCCAAAAAGACUCCCGCCAAAAAAACUCCUGCCAAAAAAACUCCUGCCAAAAGAACUCCCAAAGCUGUUGGGACCCUCCCAGGUGGAGAGGGAGGAGUUGUAGAUAAUGUGCAGCAGGAAAAUGGGACACCAAAGCCAAAGAGAAAGUAUGUAAGGAAGCAGCAGAAAGCAACACCAGUUACUGAACCACCAUGUGAGGAGGCUCAAGGGGAACACCCAGCUGAACCUCAGGAGGAGAUCGAACCGGGCGGCCGCCGCAUGAGAGGUGCUGCUAAAGCGGCAUUGAAGUACCUCCACACCUUGGCAAAAGAGGUGCUUGGUCAUCCCAGUGAUGAGUCAGACUCCAAGCCAGGUGCCAACAGUGAAGGCGACGAAGACUCACUCAAAGAGCAGAAAACUCCCAAAGGAGGCAAAGGGCGUAAAGGCAAAAAGAGGAAACGUCCUGUUUUUGACAGUGAUGCCGAAGGUGAUGAGGACUUUGUCCCAGGUGCUGAAGAAGACGAGGUUGAGGAGAUGGAAGAUGAAGAAGAAGGAGAGGACACAGAUUUGGACUUAGACUUCAGGACCAGUGGACGAAGUCCGGCAGUUUAUCACCACAACAGGACCAAUACAGGCUCCAAUGCCAAAACCCCCAAUGGUCUCGCCGCGAGUGUCAUGAAAGUUGUUUGGGACGCCAUAGAGUCGACCAAGAAGUUCCGGGAGGAGCACUACAGCAGCUGGGUGUUCCCAGAGUGGGUCCCCACCACAAGUUCCUGGGACCUUGUUCCACAGAGUGAUGUGGAGAAAUACCUGCCCCAGGAGCUUCGCUCAGCUGCUUUCAAAUUGUCCAGAGAAGGCCUCAGUAAGGAAGGAACGCCUUUGCAAAGACUCAGCAGAUUUGAAGCAGCAGCUGCUCAUCCAGAACGCUGGGACAUGGUGCUGUACGCAGGAGGGCCGGUCUGGGCCAUGGAGUGGUGUCCGACACCUGAAGGUGCUCCGGCCUCCCAGUACAUCGCUCUGGCCUGUCAUCGAGGGAUGGAUGAGCAGCACUAUGUCAACAAGAUGUACUCCGGACCUGGACUGGUUCAGCUGUGGGACGUGUGCAAACUGGAGUACAACAGCAGGCCAGACUCCCAGCCAGCCUUCGCCUAUGGCUUGGCUCAGGACAAAGGCUUCAUCUGGCACCUGAAGUGGUGUCCCGCAGGAGGCUGGGAGCUGCCCAGCUGUGGCAGAAAGGCUCCUUUCCUGCCCAGACUGGGUCUUCUGGCAGCUGCCACCUCCACCGGUGUGGUCACCAUUUACAGCCUGCCCCACCCUGAUGCUCUGCACUCCAACAACAACCUCCCUGACUCUGGAAAACCCAGCCAGCAGCUGCCAAUAUACCAGGCUAAAGGAGUGUUAACACUGAAGCUGGGCUCCUUCAAAGCCCCUCGCCAGGAACACAGCGGACAGGUCCUGUCUAUGGACUGGCUGCCUGAAAAACCACACAACAUAAUGGCUAUUGGAUUCUAUGAUGGUAUAGUGGGUCUUUGGGAUCUGUCCACAAAGUCUGCGUUGUUGCGUGUGCGAGAGUCAGACGGGUCACUGAGUCUUCUGCCCUAUCGAUGCUUACUCGCUCACGACCAUGCUGUCCGGGCGCUGGCCUUCUGUCCUGCCUCCAGGCACCUGUUGGUGACGGCAGGAGAAGACCGUUACGUGAAGACGUGGGAUCUGAGGAGGCUCCAUGAUCCAAUCACCAUUCAGAAACGAUACCUGACCAAUGAAAUCUAUUGGCCGUUGAAUGCACCUGGCCUCCUGAUGGCCCAGGAAACCGCCUACGUAGCGAAGGGUUCACAAGGAGUCCAUUACUUUGACCAUUCCAUGAACUCCCUCUUUGCCAUUCCCAGGACUGGCACUCUGUGGUCCAUAUCUUACACUGAGUGGCUGAACAGCGUGGUGACAGCAGACAGCCUCGGUGAGGUGAUCCUCGCCCUGUUACCUCAGAUGACCAGCAGUCCUCCGUACCUCAAACGCACCAUAGAGAGACGCUUCCCCAUCUACUUCACAUCUGUGAUGCCUUAUGAUGAAAGUGAAAAAGAAAAUCAAGACCAGCAGGAAGGAGGAGAGGCGGAAGAACUAGAUACUGGAUCUGAAGGAGGGAAUGAGAACAGAGAAGAAGGAGGAAGAGGUGGAAACGAUAAAUAUCCCCCUCUACGGUUCCAGACCUACAAAGAGGCUGUGAAGAAAUACUGCCUCCACCAUACAGACAACGAUAUGCGAACCUUUGCACGAAGCGAGAGACGAGCUUUGUGGAAACGCAUGAAAGACACAGAAGUGAAGACAAAGAUGAACCUGGAUGAGAUGCCUUUGGCUUCACUGCACAAGGUGCGUUUCAACCCGAACAUGAACUGCCAUAUGUGGGUGGCGUCCGCAGGCCAGACGGGGCUGGUCAGGCUAAACUGUCUGAGGAGUAUGAUCAGCCCUCAUGUCAAGGAUAUGAUAAGCAAGAACCAGGCCCAGUUCAACGCACUAUACUCCCCAAAAGAGCAGACGGAGGCCGUCCACACCGAGACAGAGCAGCUAUAGCAGGAGUUUAACUUCAGAACCAGAAGGUGGAUCACACUGGCACACGAGUGUAUGACUGCAAAAACACAAACCUGCAAAAAAGUACUUAAAGGGUGGUGAAAACAACAUCAAUUUUCACUAGCACAUACACUAUACAUUUACUGUACAUCUUUUUGUUUUAAUCAUUUUUCAAGUGGCCAGUGUUCAGGCAUAAACAAAUGAUCAACCUGACCAACAGCAGCUCAAAAAAACUCUCCCAUGAAACUGAAAGUGUUUUAGUUAAAUGUGGAACCACAGGUAAGUAUAUAUUUUUACACUGUCACACCAGUGUCCCUUGUGUCUUGUCCAUUACGUCACAUGCUAUGUAGCCACGCCUCCUACAGUCGUCCUUUUCCACUCCGCUGUUGCAUUCUUUAACAUAUGCUCGGACAGAAGCUUGUUGCUGUAUGUGAGGUAGUUACCCUUUAAAAAACAACUGAAAAUAUAUAUUUUUGCUGACCUGUGGUUUAAGGACAUCUGUAGUGAUGUCAAGCUGCACUGAGAGCCUGCAGUACAACUUUACAUCACUGUCGGGUGUUUGUUGUCCAUAAAAACUUUGAACACGUUAAAAAUACCAACAAUAUACAUCCUACUUUCUUCACUCCUGUCAACAUAAUGCAAAGCUGACGUUACUGACAUGUGAGCAAACAAACAAGAUUCUGGUCACAACAUCGAUGAUAUAAAGAACUGCGUAACAAAAUGUGAGAAACGGGGUAAACCGCAAACCUUCUGGCUUUCUCAUUCAUUAAACAAUUCUGUUUCGGUUCUGAUUCUGUUCAAUUUAUAAUCAUCAAGACAUUCCAUUGCCGUUUAUGUGAAUUUUAGUUUUUUAGAUUUCUUUGCCUUGCUAGCAAGAGUGUACAGCUACAAGAACGUCAAUGUCGUUUGUUAACUCGUCUGAUUGGUUGGUCAAUUAAAUCACUUGUGCUAGGGUUGUUUCCAGAGUCUUAGCCACAAGAAUCUCUUAACAACAUACUUUUACUUUUUCUUUUUUUUUUUACAGUACCUUAAAAAUACACUGAUUUUGUUAUUGUGCCCCCUAAACCCAACCCACCUCACCAUUGAUGUUUUAAAACUGCAAACUGAGUUCCAAAACAUCAAUAACGAUUAAGAGUGUGUCUUAAAGAUCAUUUUUGCUGCUGUAUUUUUGUAUUUGACCAUUUUUCUCUUUUAUAAUGUUUAACAACUCAGGUUAUAGCUGAGGGGAAAUACUUGAAUAUUUUUAUUGUAACUCUGCUGGAUGUAAUGUUGACUAAUCUUUAGGUCUUUUUCUGUCUUGUUCUUUUCUUUACCUUUUGAAUUUAUUAUUGUUAUUUUGAUGAUUGAGUCAAAAUUUUUAAAUUGUAACAGCAGCAGUAUUGUGACAUGAUCUAAUUUAUUUUUCAGUGUCAACAAACAUUAAAAUAUAUAAUUAUUUCCAGAAGUUGACUUAGGGGUUUGAAAACAUACUUAUCAGUUUAGUUUCUUUCUAGUUAUUUACAAAUCACAUUGACAGUUUAUGAAUGAUGUUUAGUUAACACCAUGAUAAUGUCAGUCAUGAAAAAAUAAUUACUGACAUCAUUAUCUUGUUAUUCAUAAAAGUAUCAAAUCGUACAGGACCUGCUCUUAUUCUGUUCUGUUGUUAUUUUUGAAAUGUUGCCUAUA